GGACAUGCUCUGACGUCACAUACGCCAAGGCGGAAGCGGUCGUCAUCGUAAAAAUACGGCCCUCCCUCACAGCCUAAACAUGUCGUGGAUAAAGGAGGGCGAGUUAAACCUGCUCGAGAGGAUUUCAGCCAACAUCCUCAAGGCAGGGCCAAUGCCCAAACACGUGGCCUUCAUCAUGGACGGCAACCGUCGGUUUGCGCGCAGGAAGAACAUGGAUCGCCAGGAGGGACACAUGCAGGGCUUCAACAAGUUGGCAGAAACACUUCGCUGGUGCAAGCAUCUAAACAUUCCUGAAGUGACAGUGUACGCCUUCAGCAUUGAGAACUUCAAGCGCACUAAGGACGAAGUGGACGGCCUGAUGGAACUGGCCAAGCAGAAAUUUGAAAGACUUUUGGAGGAACGGGAGAGUCUGGAGAAGCACGGCGUUUGCAUCCGGGUGCUGGGCGACUUGAACCUGCUGCCGCUGGACCUCCAGCAGUUAAUCGCCAAAGCGGUGCUCACCACACGAGCGCACAAUAAGUGUUUCUUGAAUGUGUGUUUCGCCUAUACAUCACGAUAUGAAAUGACUAACGCAGUGAGAGAGAUGGCCUGGGGGGUGGAGCAAGGACUGAUUAAAGCCAGUGAUGUUUCUGAGGCACUGCUGAGCGAAUGUCUGUACAGCAACAAUUCUCCAAAUCCUGACCUUCUUAUCCGAACCUCGGGCGAGGUGCGCCUCAGUGACUUUCUACUCUGGCAGAUGUCCCACACGUGUUUAGUAUUCCAGUCAGUGCUGUGGCCUGAGUAUUCCUUCUGGAACUUGUGUGAAGCCAUUCUCCAGUAUCAAGUCAACCACAAAUCCAUCCAGAAUGCGCGGUACGUUCACCGAGAGCACCAGGCACUGCAGCAGCUGGAGGCGGACCGCGCCUGUACUGCCGAGCACCUGCAGCGCCACGGCAACGGCAAGCCCGCCGACGCCGGCCGCAGGCAGGAAGCGAUGUCGCACUACGCUGCCCGGCGCCAAGAGCGAGUGCGGGACUUCCUGGAAGUGCUCACGCACAAGCGGGACUCUUUCUUUACUGACUUGUGCAAGGACGUGUCAGCUUAAGAGCGCUUCCUGUGUGGACCCCACCUCUUCCUACAAGGGCUUCUUCUGCUCAGCAUCCAGAAUCAGUGGUCGAGAAGAGGGUGAUGUCAACCCCUAUGGGGUUAUAGAAUUACUGGCAUAUUUGUAAAUGUAGAUUAAGUGUCUGGUCAAAAUGUAGUUAAAGGUGUUAUCGUCCUGCAUGCUGUGAUUUGUGGCGUGAAGGCUGUGCCAUUAUAAUCCUUUUAAUUGAUGGUGUCAGUCCAGUCAUGUAAUGUUAAUGACAUAACUAGAUUUUGACCAGUUUUAUCCCCCCCCAAAAGAAGAAUAAAGUGAUCAUUGAUUGUCAAGAUAUAUAUAUAUAUGGUUUGUGAUUCACUCUUUUUUGGAUGUUUAGUUUCCUAUCAUUUAAGAAUGUUUAACAGAAUUGCUAUUCUGAACGUAAAAACAUGUUGCAAAUACAAUAUUAAAAAGUAUUUAACCAUCACUGAGUUGAGAAACAUCUACACAGCAUUGCGUGCUGUUAUUGCUCUGUCAUAUUAGCAAUGAUAUACAGAAUAAAAUCUGAUUGAAAAUGUUAUUCAAAUACAUGCUCUUUGAAAAAUA
Messenger RNA from Phyllopteryx taeniolatus (common seadragon), 1666 nucleotides. It is a transcript of the gene dhdds, whose product is annotated as dehydrodolichyl diphosphate synthase. The record is from RefSeq and is a predicted model, not a curated record. Gene Ontology annotation, molecular function: ditrans,polycis-polyprenyl diphosphate synthase [(2E,6E)-farnesyl diphosphate specific] activity. Gene Ontology annotation, cellular component: endoplasmic reticulum; dehydrodolichyl diphosphate synthase complex. Lineage: Eukaryota; Metazoa; Chordata; Actinopteri; Syngnathiformes; Syngnathidae. Gene Ontology annotation, biological process: polyprenol biosynthetic process.